AUGGCUGCCCGCAGCAAGGCACCCACCGUUGGGUCCGCUGGCUGGAUCCUCGAAGAGCGCCACCAGUCCAACACGCUUGUAUCCCAGGAAUUGGAGGAUUUUGGCUUCUCUGUGCGCAAUGAGCUGGAAUGGCUCAAUGAACACAUGUUCGACAUUUUGUCCAGCGACAGACAACACAACCUCGAUGUCUUCAAGACACCCGGCAAGUUACGCGGCAAGACGCCCCGUACCGCGCGAAAGAAGGCUGUCGAUCGCCAGCCUCUCGCCAGCAUACAAUCUGCAAACGCGCAGAAACGCACAAGCGCCGCCGAAGAGAGUCUAAGAAAUGUCAAGGCUAGAUUCCAGAUUGCCGAAGAUGCUGAGAACACAGUACGACAGUCGCCCCAAGUCGCCCGCACACCUAUUGCGCGACAGCUGUUCGCCAAGCCCGAGAGCGCUGGCAAGGAGAACGUUGACAGCAGCUUCCACGCCAAUGUAUUCGAGAAGCGCCCAGCACAGUCUCCCGCACCAGCAUGGAAUCCCAUUCAGUCCUCACAAGACACGGUAAUGUCUUCAGAAGCCAGCCAAGUCUUCUCGCCGCCACAGAGCUUCUCGACUCAGCCCACACAGCCAGCCCAGUCCUUCCGUCAUUCGAUACACGACAAGGAAGAGGAGCGCGAGACUGGCGAUUCUUUUGUUUCAGCCAAUGAAGGUUUCGCAAGCAAGAACGCGUCGAGGGACGCCUCGCAGACAAAACACGCAGAUGUAUCUGCCAUGAGUGUGGACGACGACGAGUACAAGGCUGACCACUCGCGAGACGAGGCUGAUGGUACCAUGAUUCACCACGACAUUUCUGAUGGAGAGGACCACGACAUGGAGGACGAGGAUAUGGCCGAUUUUCCCGAACCACCACACGUGGUAUCCGAGCAGUACAGCACUUCUGCUGAAACCCACGACGCGCUCGACACGGCGAACAAUCGCACUCUGGCCCCCGAGCCCAAGACCACAUAUGCUCAAGACCACUCAACAACACCGUCAGGCCCGCCGCCCGCAUCUCCCGAAGCCGAAGUCAACGAUACGCUCAUCCACCAUGACGUCGACGACGAAAUGGACGUUGACGAUGACGUGCGCUCGCCUUCAGACAACUCCAGCCCCGUAAAGCCGCUCGUUAGGAAGAGCAGUCUUACUUUUGCUUCUCUCCCCGCGCGCGAGCCGUUGCUCCCAAAGAAGAGCAUGGGCAAUCGCGUGUCACGCAUCAGUCACCUCGACCAGAACAAGGGCCGCAACAGCCAUAUGGGUAGAUUUACAGGAGGAAAGAGCCUUGGAGGCUCACAGCUUGCGCAUCCAGCAGAGACGCAACAUGCGGACGACAUGGACGUCGAUGAAGACCGACCGGAGCUCCAGCGAGAGGAAUCAGAAACGACCAAGAUCCACAACAAGACUUCCACACAGCGUCUGUAUGAGCGUAUCAAUAUGCUCAAACAGCAGAACGACGCACCGAAACGCAUCAGCCAGAAUAUCGUAUCCGCACAAUCGCAGCCUGAGAGUUCUACUAUGCAAGCAAAGGAAGAGGUCGCACCUGCGCCAGCUUCACAACCAGCAUACCCCAGUCUUCCCGCACCAGAAGCCACGCAGGAGGAGGAUGACGAUGACGACUGGAUCUCACCUGUCCGAACAGCAGCAGUCGCCCCCAAGGUAUCCAGGCCGGCUUAUAACAAAAGCUAUACUGCUGAUGCUCAGCCAUCACCAGCCAAACACGUGCCAGCCAAACUCACCAACCUCACUUCAUUUUCAAAUCCAGAUCUCUCAGCAGUUGCUGAAUCAACCACGCCGGUUGGCUCUCCGACUAGUAAGAAAUACAUGGAUGGCCCCCUCAGCGCAUCGAAGUCUAAAUUGUAUUCAGCAUUCCGCUUAGCGAAGGAAAAGCUCAUCGGGUCGAGUGCUACUAGCGCUCAGGUCAAGAUGGACGCUCUCAAAGAAAGCCCUGCAAGACCCAAGUUGCCGUCCUCAGAUGCAUCAGACGAGGUCUCCAGCAGCCCCAAGCGCGCAGAAAGACCAGUCUCCAUCUUCAACCACAUGCGCUCGCCUUCUAAGGAUUCCAUCAAGUCUGGUAAAAGUGCUACUAUGCCUGGUAGCCCUCUCAAGGGCGAUGGCCGCCGAACUCGCAGCUCUACUGAACGGGAGAAGCAGAAGGAAAAGGAGACCCGUGAGAAGGAGAUGCGGGAGACCAAGCAGCAGCAGCGUGCUGAGGACAGGCUCAGGCAGAUGCGUGAGAAGGAGCAGAGCAAGGCCGCCGCGCAAGCUCAGAAGGCUAGGGCCAUGGGAGCAAAGACACCGACCGCCAUGUCCUCCCAGUCAAGCCUGAGAAUGCCUACUGCCGUGGCUGCGAACAAGACGCCAGCUCAGGCAGCCCCACAACCGCCCGUGUCUCGCCCUGGCGUCCCUCGAUCGAAUACUGCCUCUUCCAGAGAACAAGAUGUUGACUCUGGCGACGAGAUGCCACCCCCACCUCCACCAAAGAGCCUUUUGCCCACUACUAAGGCCACCAAAGCACCUCUUCGAGAGCCCAGGAAACUUGCCAAACCAACAAGCAAAGACGCAAUAACCACGAAAGCACCACAGAAGAUCAUGGUUAACCUCAAGAGUAGCCAGUAUGGCCAAGCCCCACCUCCUGCAGCUCGUCCAGCUGCAUCGUCCAGCAAGCCUCUUCCUUCUGCUCCACAGAGCCUGAACAAGUCUGUAGGCCCAUCUUCACGACCUCCUCCAGCUGCGUCAUCUCGACCGGCUUCAGCUCUGUCUACCAAGUCCGUACCCGGGACCAAGACAUCAAAGCCUGUUGCUAAGCCUGCUGCAACCCGAGUUGCCCGAGCGCAAACAGUCGUCGAGAAGCCCAAAAUCUCAGCGUCUCAGCCACCUCGAUCUGAUCUCGGAGCCGCCCGACCUGUAUCACGAUUGCAGACAGUUCAAGACGCCAACCGUAUUAAUAUCCCUCCUAUCAACCCUGCUAAGCCUCCUCCCAAGCGACAGUUCCCUGGCGAGGGUGAUGAGACUCUUCAUCGUCCGGCCAAGAGACCUUCGCAACAAGCGAAAAAUCUCAACCCAACUACCCCAGGCCAUGCUCAAUUCGCCAAGGGCAAGAUUCCUUUCGCUGCCGAGUCUUCAUACCAGCCGGCGUCCCAAACACCCCACAUCCAAUACCCCAACGGAGACGACAUCAAGCUCCCCGAAAUCAUGACCGACUCCGAGGAUGAAGACUCCGAAAACGAGUUCGAGCAACCAAGCUGGGUUAACACGCCCAACCUACGCGAAAUGCUCAGCAACCAGCAGCUCAUGGACCCCGAACACAUCUUCGGGCCCAUUGCACCAUUGGAGAUGGAGAAGGUGUUCCCCAACAAGGAGCGCCACAAGAGGUUCCGCGAGCGUACUAGCAGCGCCUACUGGGCCAACGACGAAGUCACAGCUGAAGAGAAGCGGAAGGAGCGCGAGGCGAGAGAACGUCUUGUGAGGGAUGGCGGAUGGACGUACAAUCCAUCGCCACUUCCUAAACAGGCUGGUUCUUCGAGAUGA
Messenger RNA from Alternaria arborescens, 3546 nucleotides. RefSeq lists its product as hypothetical. Bases 1 to 3546 code for a protein of 1181 amino acids. The transcript has 3 exons. Lineage: Eukaryota; Fungi; Ascomycota; Dothideomycetes; Pleosporales; Pleosporaceae. The record is from RefSeq and is a predicted model, not a curated record.